Mycotypha africana is the source of this 1299-nucleotide messenger RNA. RefSeq lists its product as uncharacterized. Lineage: Eukaryota; Fungi; Mucoromycota; Mucoromycetes; Mucorales; Mycotyphaceae. Bases 212 to 1024 code for a protein of 270 amino acids. Gene Ontology annotation, cellular component: nucleus. The record is from RefSeq and is a predicted model, not a curated record. The transcript has 2 exons. Gene Ontology annotation, biological process: regulation of DNA-templated transcription. Gene Ontology annotation, molecular function: DNA-binding transcription factor activity, RNA polymerase II-specific; zinc ion binding.
CUUCGGUUUACAUUAGCUGGUUUUAAUAGAAUAAACACCUAUUCUUUCUCUCUCCUUCUUUCUAUUUUUUUAUUUCCCUCUCUUUUAAAUUCUACACCGUUUAAUUUUAUACAAUUCGCUUAUCAUCCUCUCCUUUCGUUUGCAAAUAAUCAUUACCUUCCUUUCCUUUCCUUUGAUCUUAUCAAUUUUUCUGUUAAACGAACUAUAAAGAAUGACUAAAGAUUCAACAACGGCUAAUAAUUUGAAGGAAGCAGUUACUGCAGAACCUCAGACAUUGCAACAGACAAUGAAGGCAGUGACAGAAGAUCAACAACCUCGCAAAAAACGUGCCAAAAUAUUGAGUGCAUGUAGUGAAUGCCGGCGCAAGAAAACAAAAUGUAACGGCGAGCAACCAUGCCGCAAUUGUCAAAAAUCAAAUGCAUCCUGCAUUUAUUCUACCGUGUCCUCUAAUAGUAGCAGCAAUAACACUAAUACAGCAACAAAUUCAACCCACAUAGCAUCCACUUCCGACGCCAACAAAGGAUUCUUCCAUCAUUACCAACAUAAUAAUAGUAGUGCUACUGGUAACACAUUAGCAGCAGCAGCAGCUUCAAGAGCGGCUUUAGCAUCCAUUGAAAGUCGGUUAAAAACCAUUGAAGAUAUGCUGCAAACGAUUAUUCAAAAUAGCCAUCAUUAUCAAUUGCCUAUGAUACGGGAGCCUCACCGAUAUCGAAACCAUCCACCAGAGAUUGUACAUUAUCAGUAUCCUUAUCAGGAACAACAUAACAAUACCAAUAGCGAUAGUUAUGAAGACAAGAAUAGACUUCCUUCAAUCCGUGAUUUAUCCUCGAGCAUCCCUACUACGACCACAACUACAACUACUGCGAAUACCAUCGCUUCCUAUCAAUCUCAAUACUCACCGCCUACUCAUUCGUCCUCCUCAUCACCACCUCUCCCAUCCCACGCGCAAUUAUCAGGCAGACCUCACCAUAAUAAUUCAAACUCAUCAUAUAAUGUGAAGGCUGCUUACAGUAACUUUGGUUGAAACUUGUUAGUUUUUUGUAAAAAAUCCAAAUCAGAUUUUUCUUCGAUGUUUUGUUCUUUCUUCCUUAUUGAGAACAAACUAAGAAAAAUAAAUUGAGACUAUGCCAUAAGAAAAAUAGACCUUUUCUUUUAAACCUUUUCUUUUAAAUCUAUGGACUACAUUAAGUAUUUUACUGAAACCGAGCUUUUAUUUCAAGCGUAAGGUGAGAUGGAAAUCGAUAGCUUGUGUAUUGAUUUUGUCAAAUUGAAAAAUCGCUUUCACCUACCCAAUCGAUG